AUAACAGAUAUUGUGUGACAUAUGCAGAGUUUUAGGAGAUGAGAAUUAAUCAUGCCACUUAACAUUGUACAAACCUGCAUCGCAUCAAUGGCGGGAAGCUUGCCGUGGAUGUGUGUGUGAGUGUAGCUGAAAGCACCUGGAAUUGUGUCAGACUAGAUGAAAACACCCAUCAUAGUGUGACACUUGACAGGAGCAAUAUCCAGUCAUUCAGAUGUAAUCAAGAGUGGUAUGAUGCCUAGUGGGAGAACUCAUUACAGGAAGUCCAUCAAGUUCAACCUUUUGUAAGAUAUUAUUGAUCCGGAGGCAGCCACAUACCCCAACCAUCACCACCAAUGUACUUCAUGAAUCCCACAGGGUUUAAUCCGUAGAUCUAUUUAAAUGUGUCUCAAAAAGUAUGUCCAAUGUAAUAUCACAUAACCUAAUGCUUGAAACAUAUUAACAUCUGAUAAUAAACAACCAAUAAUAUAAGAAAUUAGAUUAGUUCCUAUAUUAUUGGUCACUGCUAGUGGAAGAUGACGAAAAAUGGUUUAUUAACAUGGAAAAUUCAGAAUUUGUUACACAAUAUAUAAAAAAAACUUUAUUCGAUUGACUGAUUUUUGCUUGCUCUCUUACAGGAAUAUUUAAUUUCCGUUGAAUUGACCAGUAGCUCCCUAAAAAUUAUACUUCUGAAGAAUAAUGCUCUGCUUGAUGUAAUCAGACUGGGCAAAUUAUGACAUCACCAUCUAAAGGCAUAAUCCGACCAUUUUUAGUUAUCAGCAUUGUGUUGAUCUGUUUCAUGGUAUGUUUACUGAUAUAUGUGAAACCUACAAAUAACUGGAUCUCCAGUCCUAUUGAAUCAGCUAAUUCGGUUCUUAAAAUGAAGAAUUUUUUCUCAUCUAAAAGGGAUUAUUACAACGAUACCAUCAUUCUUAUUUGGGUGUGGCCUUUUGGACAAACUUUUGAACUCACAUCUUGCAAGACUUUAUUUAAUAUACAUGGGUGCCAUUUAACGACUGACCGCACACUGUACAACAAGUCCCAUGCAGUCCUAAUACACCAUAGAGAUAUAACCUGGGACCUAACAAACCUUCCCCAGCAGCUCAGACCACCAUUCCAGAAAUGGAUUUGGAUGAACUUGGAAUCACCAACUCACACACCACAAAAAACUGGUAUUGAGCACUUAUUUAAUCUGACUUUGACUUACAGGCGUGAUUCAGACAUUCAAGUGCCUUAUGGCUUCAUGGUCGUAAGCACAAAACCUUUUGAGUUUGAAGUGCCAAGCAAAGACAAGCUGGUAUGUUGGAUUGUUAGCAACUGGAACCCAGAACACGCUCGAGUAAAAUAUUAUAAUGAACUCAACAAGUACAUUGAAAUUCUAACUUUUGGUCAAGCUUUUGGAGAAUACUUAAGUGAUAAAAGCCUGAUUCCUACAAUCUCAACUUGUAAAUUUUACCUUUCCUUUGAAAAUUCAAUCCACAAAGAUUACAUAACAGAAAAGCUGUACAAUGCUUUACUGGCUGGAUCAGUACCAGUUGUUUUAGGCCCCCCAAGAGAAAACUACGAGAACUACAUACCUGCGGACUCCUUUAUUCAUGUGGAAGAUUUCCUUUCUCCAAGGGAGCUGGCAGAUUACCUUUUAAUGCUGAAUAAAGACACAGAGCGUUAUCUUGGAUACUUUAGCUGGAGACGACACUUCACGGUGAAUUUGUCUCAUUUCUGGGAAUCCCAUGCGUGUCUAGCAUGUGACCACAUUAAAAGACAUCAGGAAUACAAAUCUGUCAGCAAUCUGGAGAAGUGGUUCUGGAACUAAACCUCUACUUUCUUAUUUGAGCACAUUAAAAAGGUUAUUCACAUUGAGAUAAAUGUGUAGUUUAAAGUUCUCUUGAAUGCAUCAUUUACCAUUCACUUUGUCAGCUCUAAAAUCCCGUUUUCAACAUAAAAAAACAUAUUGCAUUUCAUAACGUGCUACAUGUAGCAGUUCAUAAGCAUACCAAAAGUUA
Molecule: messenger RNA, 1979 nt
Organism: Spea bombifrons (plains spadefoot toad)
Lineage: Eukaryota; Metazoa; Chordata; Amphibia; Anura; Pelobatidae
Gene: FUT9
Product: fucosyltransferase 9
Exons: 2
Coding region: 710-1789 (359 amino acids)
Cellular component (GO): membrane
Molecular function (GO): alpha-(1->3)-fucosyltransferase activity
Source: RefSeq, a predicted model, not a curated record